This is a messenger RNA of Stegostoma tigrinum, 8919 nucleotides long. RefSeq names its product transcriptional enhancer factor TEF-1. Gene Ontology annotation, molecular function: RNA polymerase II cis-regulatory region sequence-specific DNA binding; DNA-binding transcription factor activity, RNA polymerase II-specific. Gene Ontology annotation, cellular component: transcription regulator complex. Gene Ontology annotation, biological process: hippo signaling; regulation of transcription by RNA polymerase II; embryonic organ development. The record is from RefSeq and is a predicted model, not a curated record. NCBI's taxonomy places the organism in Eukaryota, Metazoa, Chordata, Chondrichthyes, Orectolobiformes, Stegostomatidae. The coding region runs from base 486 to 1712 and encodes 408 amino acids. The transcript has 13 exons.
CGUUCAUUUCAUUCCAGUUCUCAUUCCUGGAAUUCUUGCGAGUGCUGUGCCGUUCACCAGCUCUGCAACUCACUGCAAUAAAAAAAACACACCCCAACAAAAAAAAUACACCCCCUCAACAGCAAGUUACCAAACUUUUCUUUUUCUUUAAAAAAACUAAUAUUUUUUAUGCAUUUAUAAGAGCUUUUAAAAAAAUAUCCUGAGGGGGAAGAAAGAGAGAAGGAGCGGCGGAGCUGGAGAUUUCUUGUUGUGUGGGGGGUGGGAGAGAGGGAGAGUAUUCACCGCUUGGGCCUGGCCUACUCAGCUCUGCCUCACCGCCGACUUGUUGCAAAUCCCAGGAAAACUCGAGAGCUUUCCUCUUUCUCUGUCUCUCUCUGAAAUUUCUCCUGGUUGGGCUCCAGGCUUAAGGCUUGGAGAAAUCCACUGGCGCCAUAGAUUCCAACAACUGGAGCGGCAGUGAAAGUCCUGCCGAAAACCUGGAGAGGAUGACGGAUUCAGCUGAUAAGCCGAUGGACAACGAUGCAGAAGGUGUCUGGAGUCCUGACAUAGAGCAGAGUUUCCAGGAAGCCCUGGCCAUCUACCCACCAUGUGGAAGGAGAAAAAUCAUUCUCUCAGAUGAAGGCAAAAUGUAUGGUCGUAAUGAGUUGAUAGCCAGGUAUAUCAAGCUAAGAACAGGGAAGACACGCACUAGGAAGCAGGUGUCUAGUCACAUUCAGGUUCUUGCCAGAAGGAAAUCUCGUGAGAUUCAUUCCAAGCUAAAGGAUCAAGCGGUGAAGGAUAAAGCCCUUCAGAGCAUGGCGGCAAUGUCUUCUGCACAGAUUGUAUCAGCAACAACCAUCCAGCAUAAGCUGGGCCUCCCAGGUAUUGCUCGCCCAUCCUUUCAAGCAGCACCUGGGUUCUGGCACAGUGUGAUACCAACAGGACAACCAGGAUCCUCACAGGAUGUGAAGCCCUUUGCUCAACAGCCAUAUGCAGGCCAACCAGCAGUUACAACACCCAUUUCAGGUUACGAAUCCGCAGCUGCCCCAACUCCCUCAGUCCCAGCAUGGCAAGGCCGAUCUAUCGGAACAUCCAAACUUAGACUUGUGGAAUUCUCGGCCUUUCUCGAACAGCAGAGGGACCCAGACUCAUACAACAAACACCUCUUUGUACAUAUUGGACAGACCAACCAUUCCUACAGUGACCCUUUGCUUGAAUCUGUGGAUAUUCGCCAAAUUUACGAUAAAUUCCCAGAGAAGAAAGGUGGCCUUAAAGAACUAUAUGGGAAAGGACCCCAUAAUGCUUUUUUCCUUGUGAAAUUCUGGGCUGACUUGAAUUGCAAUAUUCAAGAUGAUGCAGGAGCAUUUUAUGGAGUCACUAGUCAGUAUGAGAGCUCAGAAAACAUGACAAUCACUUGCUCAACCAAGGUUUGCUCAUUUGGAAAACAAGUAGUUGAAAAAGUAGAGACUGAGUAUGCAAGGUUUGAGAACGGGCGUUUUGUGUACAGAAUAAACCGUUCUCCCAUGUGUGAAUAUAUGAUCAACUUUAUUCACAAGCUUAAACACUUACCGGAAAAGUACAUGAUGAACAGUGUUUUGGAAAACUUCACUAUUUUGUUGGUGGUAACAAACAGGGAUACACAGGAGACGCUUCUGUGCAUGGCGUGUGUUUUUGAGGUCUCAACCAGCGAACAUGGAGCACAGCAUCACACCUAUCGGCUUAUGAAGGAGUAAUCCUCGGAAGAUUCAUUCCGUUCUGGAGAGAAAAGAAACACACAGCUGCAGCUCGAUAGACUUAAAACCUCAUUACAUGUGGCAGUGCCUCAAAUCAAUUGAUACACCAAGAACACAUCUGAGUUUUGAUGUGGGUAGCCUUUUUAAUGUGUGUGAGUGUGAGCGUGUGUGUAUAUGUACAUCAACAGCUGUGAAUUAUGGUACCUUGUGAUAGCUUUUUAUAUUGAAUUACAUGUGCUUCAAAAUGUUUUUUUAAAGAAAAAUGCCUGUUUGUUGGAUACUACAUUAUGAAAAUUGGACUGUCAUGUCUGAAAAAAAUUUCUUUUAGUAAUUGUGGGGGUGUCGCCUAGUCAGUACAGGUUUUUCUGUGGCAACAGAAGAUACAAAAAAAAGAACAUAAUGAUUGUAGACACAAUGCAUUUAACUGUGGGAUGACUGUCUGCCUAUGUAAAGAUAAUUUAUUUAAAGAGGUUUUUUCCCAAAGAUGGUAUAUUCACAGGUAUAUAUUUAUCAAGAUGUGAAUAUGCAGGAGAUAGCAUCAGGAUGAAGUUCGUGGCUUCAAGUCAACAGGUUUUGCAAUGUUGCUGAGAGAAUGUCAGUCAUUUAACAGUCACCAGAUCUGUUUGUUUUCAGGUUCCUUUUUUUUAGUAAAAAUAAAAACACACACUCCUUAUUUUUUAGAUGUUAUUUAAAUUGGAAUACAUAACAUGCAAUACUAACUAUAUGAAAAAUUCAAUCAAAACCUACAGUAAAAGCAGCCAAACAAUCUUCAAAAUGACGGUAGAUGCUAUGUUUUUAGAACUGAGGGGGCAGACCUGCAACAGAAGUAUAUCCAUUAUUGAUUGGUUGAUUCAAUCUGUUUCAGCCACUUGAUGUGACAAUAUUCUUCACAAUAUCUUCAGAGAAUGCACAAUUUUUUAAAACUUUUUAAUUGCAGAAAAAACGAUGUUAUUUUCAGAGCCUUGUUAGGGGUAGCUUCCCAAACAUGUGUAAAUGCAAAACUGUUCAGGCACUACAACGUUUCUGAAGAUUCAAGCUCUUUGCUUUGCGAAUAUACAUGGAAACGUUAAAGUCAGAGUUCUGAUAUGUAAAAAUAAAAAAGUUCACUUUUCACAGGAAAAACCAAGCAUUUGUCCACCUGGCCCUUUCCGACCCACAAAUAAGUCUUGGCUCAGUCCUGGUGAUAGUUUGCAGGGGAUAUAUAUUUGUAUGCAGAUAGGUGGAGUAUUCUCUUAGAUCUUGGAUCAGGAUGAAAUGGGGGCUUUCUAAUACCAAAAUAAAACAAUGACCAUAUGACAAUUUUUGACAAUACUGUGAAGUAGAAAAAACACAGCACAGUGUGUUAGUACAUUUCUAUAAUUCUAUUUUGUAAUAGUCUUUGGAAAUUUACUUUGGAAAAAGAAAGUGUAUUUUUUGCGCCGGGGAGAAGUGAAUGUUUAGAAAAACCACAGGGAGUUAGUUCAGUGCUCAAAAAUAUGGUCCCAAUUUAUGUUUGUAAAGUUGCUCCCUUCAAGAGGCUUGCAAGUGAACCAGUGUGAUUUGUGUUCUUAAGUUGAUGAUUGUUCGGUGGUGUUUAUUUCUGUGGGCUAAAAGAAACUGCCAGCGAGAAUUGAGCAGCAUUACAUUCAGGCAUAUAAGGGGACUAAAGAGGUUUCUCUGUCCUGAGCACUUGAUUCCUUUCGAGAUGUGAAAUUCUCUCGUGGGCUGUCUCAGUUUUUCUUGUGUCUCAACUUUGGUACUUGCAUGUGUGCAUUUUCCACGUUAACUCAGCAGGUAAGGUAAUGAUCAUGUAAACAAACCCAGUUUAAUGUGUCAGCUUUUGUAUUUAAGUUGGAACUUCUGUAAUUCGGAAUAUUUGGCAGUGGCACAGUCACUAAUUGUUCAUUUUUAGGGACUUGAGAAAAUGCCAUGGUUUUAAAGCAUUUUGUCUUCACACAAUUAAACUUGUAAAUGAAAAACACUGUUGUGAUCACAGUUCAUUGUAAGAAAUCAGUGAAAUCCAAAUAAGAUGUUUUUGAGGCUGAGAGUUCUUUCCUAUGCUGGAAGUUUCUAAUGCGUUAUUAGUAACGUUUUUUCCUGAUAUAAUUUUAAUUCAGUGCUGCCAAAGCGUAGAUUAAUCAGUGCCUUAAUAGCAUACAAUGAGAAAUACAGACCACCCGUAGGUCUGGAUGUUUAAAUUGAAGAAUUUGUGCUUUGAGAUUUGUUAUGUGCUAUGUCUUGUCGCUUGGUAGUUUCCAAUAUACCUGUCUUGUGAUUGGUGAAUCCAAACACAUUUUAAAGGUAUGAUGAGAAGUUUUUACUUAAAGUGCAUUACAUUGUUGCACCAACUAUAUACCAGUGACAGAUGAUCACUUUCAAUUCAGUCACACAAGGACCUUAUUUCACAGUUUGGAAUACAACCAGCGCAGAACAGAUUGUAAGUGUAGCGAGCUGUUUUGUCACAUGCCUUUACUAACUAAUGACCAAAUAACGAUCUUCAUACAUUUCCUGCACUCCAGCACGUAAGUGCCUUUGUUUUCUGAUAUUCCAGCCUAGAAAAGAUCUAUGUUCAGUCAAGUGAAAAUCAAAUUGUGUGCAGACCAGAAACCAAAUAAGAAAUAAAUAAGUGGUCACCUUUAAUGCCUUUUACUGAGCUGAGUAUUGCAAGCAAAUUGAAAUGGAAUAAAUCUGAUGUUGACAUUUAGAAGUGUGUUCAGAGAAAUAAGUUGGAUUCAAAGACGUUAAAAAAUUGUACAGCGGAAGCAAAAAAAAACAAAAUUAUUGUAAUUUAUUUUUUUAGCGUAUGUUGUAAAGUUUGAAUCUUAGUGGAUUUUCACAGUUGUAUGAGAAAUCCUGAAAAGAUUAUUGGAUAAAACUUUGCUGUACUGUAUCAGCAUCAAGACUGCAUGGAUACAGUGCUUGUUGUGGAAGUAGGAGAAUCUUUGGAUUGUAUAUUAAAUGAUCCUGAUUAAGUUAUCCUUUUAAGAAAUAUACAGUGCUCGCCUCCAACGUGAUGUAACUACAGAUUAAAUAUUGUUUUUAUUUUACAUAAAAAUAGGUAGAAUAUACAGCACAAGUACAAACCCUUGGCCACAACCAACCCAACCAGCCUCCUUCAUCUCUCAUCUUCUUAUCCACCUAGCGGAUCCUUGUAUUCCUUUCUCCUUUGUGUGAUUACCCAAUGUGCCCAAUACAUCUGUCUGUUCACCCACUUUCUGUUGUAGUAAAGUCCACAUUCUGUCACCACUCUCUGGGUGAAGAAUUUUCUCCCAAAUUCCCUGUUGAAUUUAUUGGUAAUUACCCAGAGCAGAUUGGGUAAUAAAUAUAUCAGGGUCAUUCAUAAUUUUGAGAAUCUUGAUUGAAUCUUUCUUUAGCGUUCUCCACCCUAAGGAGAACAAUCCUAGCUUCUGCAUUCUCUCAUAAUAAUCUGAAGUCCCUGAACCCUUGUACCAUUAUUUUGAAUUUUGUCUUCAGACUGACCAAUGGACUGUUUAAUCCGUGAGCAAUCAGGUCUAGGUUUAGUUAGCAGUAGUUUUGUGUUCUUCCUAUGUGCUGUUGAUCUUUAUCAAUUUCCAUCUGGAGAUUCCACCCAUCACAGCAAUGACUUGGAUCUUGAUGUAUGUGUAUUCACUUGGGUUUUAAGGCUGGAAGAUGCUUGGCUCUUUGUGUUUGUAUAGACUCUGCAGCACAGAAGCAGACCAUUUAGCCAAUCGAUCGGUGCUUGUGUUUAUGCUUCACAACAGCCUCCUCUCACCAAUCAUCUUCUAAACCUAUCAGCAUGUUCUUCUAUUCUUUUCUCUUUCGUCUGUUUACCUAGCUCCUCCUAAAUACCCCUUUGCUAUACACCUCAACUAAUUCCUCGUGUAAGCAAAUUCUUCAUUCAUGUCACUCCUGUCAUUCUGGACUUUUCACAAGCAGAAACAUUAUCCCUACAUUGACUGUCAUGAACUCCUCAAACAUGUUAAGGAGCUCCUAUAAGCAUUGCCUCUGAGCUUUCCCUAUUCUAUAGCAUGAUGGAAAUCAUUGUCCAUUAUUGGUUGGAUAGGUGUAAUUUCCAAAGUACAAGAAGUAUACUCUGAAGUCCUGGGAAUUCUGGUUCAGAGCAUCCUAUUUGACAAUUUGUCAGUUAUUGAGUGCUUUCUGUCUUUGAGCUUAAAGAAAGAACAACUUAAAAACACUUAUACAAUUUUUUUUAUGACCACUGAAUGUUUCAAAGGGCUUUACAACCAAUAAGAUAAUGCUGGAAAUGUAGUGACUGUAAUAAUGCAGAAAAUGCAGCAGUCAAUUUAUUUACAGCAGGUUCCCCACAAAGAGCAAUGUGCCCAUGGCCAGAUAAGAUGUUUUAGAGAUGCUGAUUGAGUGAUAUGUAUUGGUUAGGAUUCUGGGAAUAAUUCCACUGCUGUUCUUCAGAAUCAUGCCAUGGUAUAUUUUAUGUCUACCUGAGAUGGAGGGGUUGGGUUUCAGUUUUAACCUUGUUCCUACAAGAAACAAGUCAAGAAUGUGGUGGAAUACUCUCCAUUUGCUUGGAUGAAUGCAGCUUCGCCAACAACCAAGUAACUCCAGAACAUUCUGGACAAAUCAGUUAUUGUGAUUUGACACCCUGUUCGCUACUUUAACCCGUUCAUUCCACCACCAGCUUGCGGUGAUAACUGUAUGGCAUCUGCCACUUGCACUGUAGCAACUUAAAAAGAAUAAUUUGACAGCACCUUUGAAAUCCCACAAUGCCGACCUCUUAGAAAUAUAAAGGUACCAGACAUGUGGGAACAUGUCCAGCUGCAGGUUUCCAUCCAAGUUAAUUCAUCCUGAUUUGGAAUUAUGUUGUCAUUCCUUCACUGUCAUAGGGUCAAAAUUGUGGAACUUGAACCCUGACAGCAGUACGGAUGUCACCUACUCCUCAAGGUGUGUAGCGGAUUAAGGCAGCUGCUCGAAGGGAAUAUUGGAUGAGAAAAAAAUGCUGGCAUGGUCACAAUUCUCACAUCCUAUGAGAAAAAAAGACUUAGUUACAAGGCAGCACCCCGUCUGCAUGUACUGCUCGCAAAUACUUUUUGUACAAAAGUUGCUGGAUGGGACUUGAACCUGGAAGUUUGUGAUUUUGUGGUGAGAAUGCUCUUGAGUGAAUCUUUUGGAGGGAACGUGGGAGGACAAACAGCAGAGAAAACCUCAAAGUGAAUCAUAAAUCACUCCACUCAAUGCCCCCCCCCCCCUUCCCCAUUGCUGAUGUGGAAUAAACCACAGGAAGCAAUCAGAAGCUUUUGCAGCCCUUUUCAAUGUAGCAGGGAAGCACUGUGAGGAGUGUGCGUAGAUGCAGACCCCUAAUGUAGAGAGGUAAACUUACCAAUAUGUUUCAUAUUACACGCUACAGUAGAUACUGAGGCUAUGACAAUGACUUUAGAACAGCUGGGCAAUAGAAUAUAAGUAAUACACUAUACCAAUAUAUAAUACACUAUGAGAAAAACAGCUGAAAAUUAAGGAUCUGUUUGUUGGAUGAAUUUUGAAUUCUUCUAAAGCCUCAUUCCUGUUUCCUUCUGUCAAACCACGUUUCAGAAAAAUAUUUUAUUUAAUCACUAGUUACAUGCGUUUUGGAGGUCUGCAGUACUUUUUCUAUGCCCGGAAUAACAUUUGUGUUUCAGAUCUAUUGUGUGAGGCUUUUCAAAUUAAAAGUGAAUCUGUUCAUGGGAGUGGCACACAGACAUGAAGACGCACACACUCAGACAUAUUUGUGCAUGUUGACACAAAGACAGAUGCUUGCACACGUGCACAACUCAAAUAGUUGAGGUCUCAAUGAUUGAAAAAUACAAAACAAGCCUUAUUCGUAUAUGUAAGCUGUUAGUCACUAUGCUAUUUUGACAAGGUAGCAAAUUGUGAGGGCACGGGGGUGGUGAUGAAUGAUUACUGUUGUUCUUUAAAUGCUAAUAGAAUGUAGAAUUGGCAGUUUUCAUAUGGAGCAUUGCAAAAUGGUUUAUGUGAGUUUCUCUAACCUUUGUGACCCAGUGCAAUCAAGUGCAUGGUAGAUGGUCAUUAGAACUAUGUAUCUCGUUUUGUGGUCAAGUAUUCUGCAAAUUUAUUUAUAGAUUUCAGCUCAACUGUUCUUUUUCCAGAGCAGCCCCUCUUACCUCCUCACUGGCAAAUGGUUUUAUUGCAGCCCGUGUGCAGUUGUGACCUGUGACAUGAUCAAGUGAAGAUUAGCCAGGGAGAAAAUAAAUGUGCCUGAGUUAAGACAAUAAAAGGAGUUCAGUAUCCUUUAAACCUAAGUAGCCUUUCACUUUUUUCCUAUCAACAAGUUCCUUCUGUAAACAGUUGUUUAUUGCCAUGUGUGUCUGCUCACAUUUAUAAAGUAACUCAUUGAAUUUAACAUUUGCUUAUUUUUGUGUGUUGUACGUAAUGUGUAUGAAAUGGUAUUGUGGCUUUAACUGAUGUUUUGAACUAUGGUCAGUGGUUACUUUUAAUAACACAUACAGCUGGUAAAUUUGAUUAAAAUUCUUUUUUGAUAUAUAAAUCACCCAAAAAUGAAUUAAUACUAAAACUUCUCACAUCCCUUGAAUUCAAAGGCGAAAUUCACAUCUUCACUGAUUUCAAUACUGGGAGCUCUGAUAUAUUUGAUCAUCAUACUGUGGUUCUUCUGUUUUUUCAAAAAAAAACUUUUCUGCUGAACAUGGAUAGGUAUGUUUGCCCUUUUAAUUUAUGUCAAGCACUUGCCUCAAAUCCUGCCCUUCUGCAAAUAUAUCCCAAUGAUCUUUGCAGCUGCUUACAAGGACACUAACUUACCAACUAUCAAAGAAGGAGAUUAUCUCAAACUUGCAAGCUGUACUGUAUGUUUGUAUUGCUGUUAAUGUGCAGGUACUGGUACCUUUUUUUUGGUUAUAACCAUUUAAAAUGUUGGCUUCAAUGUAAACUCAUUACUAUGGAUAGUUAUAUGAAAUUUAUAGGGUUUGUGUGCAGAGAAUUUUUUAAAGGUGCUUUGUAUAAAGGAUGUAUCUUAGCUUUCUUGGUACAGAUGUGUGAUAACCUAAAUAUCCAUGACAGUUAAGUGCAAUUAUUUGAUCAUCACUGAAACACAAGUUGUGUGCCCUUUACAGCAAAUGUUUGACACAUUUUAAUGACACAUUUUAAUGCCUUCCUAAUAAAAGUGGUAGACAUUUUGUAGCUUUCUAGAACUUUGUAUUUGUAUUCAUACAGUAUAAAUCAACAAUAAAAAGGAAAAUAACGUAUCACUUUUCUUUUUACUGUC